ACCACUUCAGACGAGGCAUCACUGUCCAACAUGCUGGGCUGCUGUCCCAGUUGUUGAAUACAACAGAUAGGAUUAUUGACCGUCCGACCAUAUGGUUACCCUUGCUUUCUCAUCAAGGAUCGGAGGAGACUACGCAUGUGAUUGAUGCUUCGAGUGCUUUGAGCCGGUAAACCAGUUUCCUCUCUCGGAGACGUUUGACUCCUCCUGCACAUCCUUUUCCUUCAGCUCCUCAGCACCAGGUCGUUUCUUCCGUGGGGACUGAAACCACGCAGGCACAGCAUCAAGGUGGUUUGUGAUUGCACAGAAGAGACCAUUUGGACUCAGGAUUUGUCCUCGCAGCCUGGAUGAUGAUUCGUUGCCUCCAAACUCUGCUGCUGUUGUUGUUGGGGACUCGGCUGACCCAGAGUGCCCCCACAAUCCAAAACAAUUUCUUCUACCGCGACCUCUUCGGUGGAAAUGGCAACAGAGAAAUUCCUUUCAGUGGUGUGAGGAUCCAUGUGGACCCCGCUCAGGCAUCAGUGUUUGCAGUCAGAGGGAGCAACGUCACUCUGCCAUGCAGGUUUUGGUAUGAGCCUGAGUUGAGCUCACCAACAAGAGAGGUCAGGGUCAAGUGGUCCUGGCUCCCCGCGUCUGGGGGACAGGAAGUAGACGUGAUGGUGGCGAUCGGCUCCCGAUGUCGAAGCUUUGGGAAUUUCAGGGGCCGUGUGCAGCUCAGACGAGACGUCCCAGGUGAUGCUGCACUGUUUAUGACUGAACUCCAGUUGAAUGACACGGGCCGCUACCGCUGCGAGGUGGUGGACGGACUGGAGGACAAGAGCACUUUCAUUGACCUGGAGCUACGAGGUGUGGUGUUUCCCUACCAACACCCUCGGGGUCGUUACCUCCUGAGCUUCCUGGGAGCCCAGCAGGUCUGUGAGGAGCAGGACUCCUCGCUGGCCACCUUCACACAGCUCCUCCAGUCCUGGAAGGAGGGCCUGAACUGGUGCAAUGCCGGCUGGCUGGCUGACGGGACAGUCCAGUACCCCAUCACCCGACCCAGAGUGCCCUGCGGGGGGCACGGCCUCGCUGCGGGUGUUCGAAACUACGGCAGACGGCGCCUGCACCUUCAUCACUACGAUGUCUUCUGCUUCACCUCCUCACUCCGAGGGAGAGUCUACUAUCUUCAACCCUAUCGCAAGAUGAACCUGACCGAGGCUCAGCAGGUGUGUCAUGAGGACGGGGCGGAGGUCGCCAAAGUUGGACAGCUCUACGCUGCCUGGCAGUUCAGAGGGUUGGACCACUGUGACGCUGGCUGGCUGGCUGACGGAAGCGUUCGCUAUCCCAUCACCAGGCCACGCAAAAACUGUGGGCCCUCCGAGCCAGGGGUCCGCAGCUUUGGCUUCCCACCACCACAGCACAAGCAUGGAGUCUACUGCUACAAAUCAGUGGAUGAAUGAAAGAAUAUAGAUGCCCACAGCUCCUCUUAUUCGGUCAGAAAUGUAAAGUUGACUGAGAAAAUAUUUUGAAAAUAUAUUAGAGAGUAAUGUCUUUUUAGCAGUGUCAUUAAUACUGUGGUAACCACUGGUUUUCAACCUGGGCUCCAUAAUUGGGUCGUAAUAUGAUUAGAUAAGAGGUAGAUAAUGAAAUAUUGCAAAAUUAUAUGAUACAAAUAGAAAAGAACUCUACAAAAGAUUCUAUAUGCAUGAUAUACAAAGAGUGCACGUAACUACUUUGUGAAAGUAGGCUAAAAAUAAACGGAAGAGGAUAACAGAAUAAACUGUUUAUCUUGUGAGGUCCUGGGUGAUUUUACAUCUCCGUGCCUCGAGAAAACAAUCACUCUAUGCUUUACUUGGUAAUCGACAGUGUUGAUGCUGAUUUUUCCUUCCGAGGGGAUAUUUUCAGUGUAUAAUGGACAGUGAAGAUGAAGAUAGGAAACAUGGGGAGAGAUGGGUGUAAAAAUAAAUAAGUAUCCCGCUUGUAAAUCAAAUCAGCGAUGUUGUGGUUAUAAAACUCGAAAACCAGGAUGAUUCAGCAGGUUGGGAACCACAAUUGUUAUUGUACAUUUUAAUGUAGCACACGACAGAAAAGCAUUUACUUUACUGUGAUCUUGUCUCACUGUUCAUGGCAUACACUGUUAAAAUUAGCAUUUGCAAAUUUGCAUUAGCUCUUGUACUGGAAAGUCUAUUCAAACUCAGGCAUGUGGAUUGUGAGUUGAGAUUAAUGUGUUCCUUACACUUCUACUGUAUAACCAUGUACCUCAGGUGAUUUUCACACAAUAAUUAUUUUACAUAACUGCAAAUAUAACUUAUUUUUGU
This is a messenger RNA of Scophthalmus maximus (turbot), 2294 nucleotides long. Its product is annotated as hyaluronan and proteoglycan link protein 3-like. Gene Ontology annotation, biological process: cell adhesion. NCBI's taxonomy places the organism in Eukaryota, Metazoa, Chordata, Actinopteri, Pleuronectiformes, Scophthalmidae. Gene Ontology annotation, molecular function: hyaluronic acid binding. The record is from RefSeq and is a predicted model, not a curated record. The coding region runs from base 345 to 1436 and encodes 363 amino acids. The transcript has 6 exons.